Messenger RNA from Entelurus aequoreus (snake pipefish), 4014 nucleotides. RefSeq names its product phosphatidylinositol 4-phosphate 5-kinase type-1 beta-like. Gene Ontology annotation, biological process: phosphatidylinositol metabolic process. NCBI's taxonomy places the organism in Eukaryota, Metazoa, Chordata, Actinopteri, Syngnathiformes, Syngnathidae. Gene Ontology annotation, molecular function: phosphatidylinositol kinase activity. Bases 273 to 1742 code for a protein of 489 amino acids. The transcript has 15 exons. The record is from RefSeq and is a predicted model, not a curated record.
GUGGCGAAGUCGAAGCUUGUCACCACAGUCGGCCUGACCUGUAAAAAGGAUCAGGAUGGAUUUGUGAGCUUAAGACUCACUGAAAUGCUGAAGAACUCUCAGAACACGGAAAACUUUGCCAAGGACUGAGGCUCUGCAGAAUUUAGAUGGUGGACAAGGACAAUGCAGUAAUGUCUGUUCUUGCUAAAUAAUAGCAUCAUUAGGCAAACAGGAAGCUCAUCCAGGAACAACAUUCACACUUCCUUCUUGUAAAAUAUCGAUCUGUGCAAACGAUGUCAGCCUCCAACACAACCAAAGUAAAAAGGGCAAGUCCAGGCUUCAAGCUGUCAAAGAAUAUUAAAAAGCCCACAGCUGCUACUCUGAAAGGUGCCAUCCAGCUGGCCAUUAGCUAUGCUGUGGGAAACCUCAGCUCCAAACCUGACAGAGAUGUUCUCAUGCAAGACUUUUCUCUGGUGGAGAGUGUCUUCUUGCCAAGCGAAGGCAGCAGUUUGACUCCAGCACAUCACUACUCAGACUUCCACCUGAAAACAUACGCACCACUGGCAUUCCGCUACUUCAGAGAGCUUUUCGGAAUCAAAGCAGACGACUACUUGUACUCCAUGUGUAAGGAGCCUCUAAUCGAGCUGACCAACCCUGGUGCCAGCAGCUCCUGGUUCUACCUUACCAGUGAUGAUGAGUUCAUCAUCAAGACUGUGCAGCCUAAAGAAGCAGAGUUCCUACAGAAGCUUCUUGCUGGAUACUACAUGAACCUGAACCAGAACCCAAGAACUUUGUUGCCAAAGUUUUAUGGCCUUUACUGCAUCCAGUGGGCUGGUUUCACUGUCCGUGUGGUCGUGAUGAAUAACGUGCUGCCACGCGCCAUCGAGAUGCACUACAAGUACGACCUGAAGGGUUCGUCGUACAAACGCCGCGCCUCACAAAAAGAACGCAUUAAGUCUUCGCCCACAUUCAAAGACUUGGACUUCCAGGAGAUACACGAAGGCUUGUUCUUUGAUGCGGAGACCUACAACGCCCUAAUGAAGACUCUGCAGAGAGAUUGCAGGGUUCUAGAGAGCUUCAAGAUCAUGGACUACAGUCUUUUGCUGGGAAUCCACGUUUUGGAUAAGAAAGUGUUCAGUAGGGAGAGCAGACUCGACAGUAGGAAAGGUCAAAAAGUCCUCUACUCCACCGCCCUGGAGUCCAUCCAGGGGACCGUGAAAGACCCAGCAAUAGUGAAAGAUGACGACACAUUGGGUGGAAUUCCUGCCAAACAUAGAGAUGAAAAACUCCUCAUCUUUCUGGGAAUAAUUGACAUCCUUCAGUCCUACAGGUUUAUUAAGAAGGUGGAACAUUCCUGGAAAGCCCUUCUACAUGAUGGGGACACGGUUUCGGUUCACAGGCCCAGUUUUUAUGCCGACAGGUUUCUGAAGUUCAUGGGGACGGUGGUAUUCAAACGCAUGCAAACAUUGAGAGGAACGUCUUCGAGGAGGAAGAAGAAUUAUUUUGUUACUGCUCGCUCAGCCUCUCAGGAGUUACUCUCGCCUCACAAUGUGCAACAGAAAGAAGAGAAGAAAGCUCAAAGCAUGGACAACAUCAUUGGUUCCGUUUCCUGCGAACAAGCUCCCUCCUCCAUGUCUACUGAAGAAGAACACCUUGAAAACAGUGAAGAAAGACGAGCUUCUUGUUCAACGAUCGCACUUGAUGAUGCUUUGUCAGCUGUCGCCAGAAGCCUGUCAGACACAGAUAUUGAUGUCCAUUUGUGAGCUGACGGAAGAUGCCGGACGUGUUCCUGGAAGACAUUCCUUUCAAAGACCUGUGACCUCCCACUCUUGCACACAUUAACACACGAUACUGUGUGACAAAACGGAGUAGAGAAAAUACUCGAGAUGCUGACUCUACUUGAAAUCAUUAGAGACUUGCAGUGUCUUGUACUACACUAAACUCAAAUGCACAUACACGUUGGGUGUAACACAACACAUUACAACACAACACAUUACAAAACAGGGCGGCACAGCACAGGAGUUAGUGCAUGUGCUUCACAAUACAAAGGUCCUGGGUUCAAUCCCCAGGCUCGGGAUCUUUCUGUGGGGUGUUUGCAUGUUCUCCGCCGUGACUGUGUGGGUUCCCUCCGGGUACUUCUUCCCACCUCCAAAGACAUGCACCUGGGGAUAGGUUGAUUGGCAACACUAAAUUGACCCUAGUGUGUGAAUGUGAGUCUAUCUGUGUUGCCCUGCGAUGAGGUGGCAACUUGUCCAGGGUGUACCCCGCCUUCUGCCCGAAUGCAGCUGAGAUAGGCUCCAGCACCCCCUGUGACGCCGAAAGUGGUAAAAAAUGGAUGGAUGGGCAUUACAAAACAAUAACAACAUGUUACAUUACAAUACAAUACAAUACAAUAACAAAGCUUUUCAGUUUCCUGCACACGUUGAUAAUAGUUUAAGAAAACCUAUAUUUUCUGAUCAAUAUUCUGUCAGUGGCUGGAUCACUGUGCAUAUGUUUUGUCAGUAUUUAAUUUAUUUUCUUGCCUUGGAGUUGUUGCUAAAUCAAAGAUUUAGAUAUAUAUAUAUCCUGCAUCAUUUCUGAAAUAAAUCAAUCUGUAUGUUAAUGUGUUAGAAAUGGCUUUAAAAGUGAGGUUUUUCUUCUUUAGUUAAAGGCCUACUGAAAUGAUUUUUUUUUAUUUAAACGGGGAUAGCAGAUCCAUUCUAUAUGUCAUACUUGAUCAUUUCGCGAUAUUGCCAUAUUUUUGCUGAAAUGAUUUAGUAUAGAACAACAACGAUAAAGUUCGCAACUUUUGGUCUCUGAUAAAAAAAAAAGCUUUGCCCCUACCGGAAGUAGCGUGACGACACCGGAGGAAUGACUGCUCAUAUUUUCCUAUUGUAGAGAUUCGGACCGAGAAAGCGACGAUUACCCCAUUAAUUUGAGCUAGGAUGAAAGAUUCGUGGAUGAGGAACGUGAAAGUGAAGGACUAGCGUGCAGUGCAGAACGUAUAUUUUUUCGCUCUGACCGUAACUUCGGUACAAGGGUUCAUUGGAUUCCACACUCUCUACUUUUUCUAUUGUGGAUCACGGAUUUGUAUUUUAAACCACCUCGGAUACUAUAUCCUCUUGAAAAUGAGAGUCGAGAACGCGAAAUGGACAUUCACAGUGACUUUUAUCUCCACGACAAUACAUCGAUGAAGCUCUUUAGCUACUGAGCUAACGUGAUAGCAUCGGGCUUUACUGCAUAUAGAAACAAAACAAAUAAGUCCCCGACUGGAAGGAUAGACAGAAGAUCAACAAUACUACCAAACUCUGGACAUGUAAAUAAACGGUUAAUGCUUUCCAGCUUGGCUAAGCUUAAUAAUGAUGUUGCUAACGACGCCAUUGAAGCUAACUUAGCUACGGAACCUCGACAGAGCUAUGCUAAAAACAUUAGCUCUGCACCUAUGCCAGCUCUCAUCUGCUCAUCACGACCCGUGCUCACCUGCGUUCCAGCGAUCGACGGUACGACGAAGGACUUCACCCGAUCACAGAUGCGGUUGGCGGCCCGGAGACGGAGGAAGUCAAGGUGAGGUCGUUCGGCUAGCGCGUCUGCUAUCCUCAAAGUGCUCCUGGUUGUGUUGCUGUAGUCCGCCGCUAAUAGACCGAUCGCACCUACAGCUUUCUUUUUUGCAGUCUCCAUUGUUCAUUAAACAAAUUGCAAAAGAUUCACCAACACAGAUGUCCAGAAUACUGUGGAAUUUUGAAAUGAAAACAGAGCUUUUUGUAUUGGAUUCAAUGGGCUCCGAAUACUUCAGCUUCCACUGUUGACGUCACGCGCAAACGUCAUCAUAUCGAAACGUUUUCAGCCGGAAGUUUGCCGGGAAAUUAAAAUUGCACUUUAUAAGUUAACGCGGCCGUAUUGGCAUGUGUUGCAAUGUUAAGAUUUCAUCAUUGAUGUAUAAACUAUCAGACUGUGUGGUCGGUAGUAGUGGGUUUCAGUAGGCCUUUAAAGUCUCUGUUUCACAAUCAAAUGUUCUGCUUUCGUUUAGAGGUCUGUGUAAUUUUCAUAUAAUAAUGU